Molecule: messenger RNA, 618 nt
Organism: Monomorium pharaonis (pharaoh ant)
Lineage: Eukaryota; Metazoa; Arthropoda; Insecta; Hymenoptera; Formicidae
Exons: 4
Coding region: 253-618 (121 amino acids)
Source: RefSeq, a predicted model, not a curated record
UGGAACGCACCCUAGAUGAGAAAAUGUUGGUACUAACAAAAUUCUCUAGGCAAUGCAAUUUCAAUUUCCGCAGGUUGGUAACACUGUUGAAGUAGUAAAUCCGGACCGCGCGCGAGAAUGACGUCGUUUCAUUCCAUCCUUUUGCAUAUCGCUGUGAGAACGUAACGGGCGCAAGGUGGAUUGGCUCCGGAACAAGCGGCAUCGCGAAUCUCUUAUUGAUCGCGGCAAGUCUGAUAUGUGGAAUGUGGACCGAUGCCGGUGCCAAUGUCGCGCCAUAUCUAUUCUGUCGCGGCAAGUCUGACAUGGAUCGGUGCCGGGGCAAAUGUCGCGCCAUAUCUACUCGACGGUCACAUCAUCGAUUAUUCAUGUGGGCAAUCGACAUGUAGAGACGCGUAUCUAGCGAUGCCAGUAUCGAAACUUUCCAUCGUCGUAUUACACGGAGAGGAUGGAUGCUGCAAAAAGAUUCGGCGUAUCGCGCGUCGCGGCGUCACUCGCUUGCAGUUGAUCGCGCGAAAGAGACGAAGUCAUUCACGUCAGCUUAAUUUGCGUAUCACUUUCAGAUCGCGACGAACGCAGAAUGGACUGAUUCCGGAACAAGUGGCAUCGCGAAUCACUUAA